Molecule: messenger RNA, 2023 nt
Organism: Mizuhopecten yessoensis (Yesso scallop)
Lineage: Eukaryota; Metazoa; Mollusca; Bivalvia; Pectinida; Pectinidae
Product: spermatogenesis-associated protein 24-like
Exons: 6
Coding region: 17-745 (242 amino acids)
Cellular component (GO): nucleus; cytoplasm
Molecular function (GO): DNA binding
Source: RefSeq, a predicted model, not a curated record
ACGUUUUGUUCAAAUCAUGGCGGAGAGGGAUGCAGGUAGUAAUCAAGAGGACGAUCGUAUUCCAACCAGCGUUCUCGUUCAAAAUCAAAUGAAAGAUUUGAUCGGUUUGCAAGAUUUGACCAUCAACAAACUUCAACAAGAUAUAACUUUACAGGAAUCCACUCUGCGAGAAAGCUUCCUACCAAGAGAGGUUUAUGAUUCUGAACUCCAACAGUUUGAGAAAACAAUACAUGAAGAUUAUGUUCCAAGGGAGAAAUAUGAUAAGCUUCAAGCGGAAGUAGAGCAACAGAAGCUGAGCCAUAUACAGACACAGGGAGAGCUCUAUGAAGUCAAAGACAAGUUGGAGUUUGCCUUGGGUGAGGUAGAAGUCCUAACUAAACAGCUUCAGAGAGAGAAGGCAGCAUUCGAAAAAGCAUUUGGUUCCCUCCAGAAGAAAGCUGUUGAAGAGACAUCAAAGACAACCAGACUGACCGACAAAUGUUCAGAAAUCACUGAAGAAGUGCAAAAGAAGGAUGACGAACUUAAUUCAAAAGAGCUUGAAAUCCAACAAUUGGAAAAGAAAUUAAAACAACAACAAAUGAGUUAUAAAAAGAAACUAGGAGAUGCUGAAAUCCAGCGUAAACAAGACCAAUACAUAGCCAAACUUUUAGACAAACAGGACAAAAAUACUGGGUAUGUAGAGUUUCAGAGGCCUAAGUCUAGCAGCACAAAAGCAAAAACAGGAAGUAUAAACACAUGGAGAUGACCUCUGUCAUUCAUAUCUAGGUUAUAUUUAUAUCAGUGUAUUUGUUGGCACUUUACACAUCUGCGGAGUACUUGGUGUUCAUCUCACUUUACUUUGAUGGGGCAUUGACCACAUCCACCAAAGAUCUGAUAUCUGCCACUCAGUGAUGGGGUCUAACUGCUGUAGAUGGUUACAUACAUGUAGUUUACAAAACAGAUAACUAUAAAUUAUGGACAUUCAGGUAUUUAUGAUUGAACAGUUUGUAUCCUAUCAGUAAUUAAUUCACACACUUGUAUUAAAUACUCUACAGUGGGCAGUUCCAGGGGCAAAUAGAUUUGGCAACAUUAUCCUUAGUACCGAUAUGAGUAAAAAGAGUUUGGUCAUUUAAAUUUGGCCAAACUAUUGUAUGCUUUAGCUCUUAAAACUAUUGUGAAUUGAUCAAACAAAGUAUAGAAACUAGCUAUAUAUAGGGGCUUAUUGCUUUAUGAUAUGUGCUUUCAUUCCUGUGUUUAUAUGUUCUUUUUCUUAUACAAAGUGUGAUGAUAUUUGUGAUUAUUUUUAUAAUAUUGUUACCAUUUAUGGUAUUGGCAUGAAUUUCAUCUGACACCAUUCUGGGUUUCCUACGGAAUAAAAUUCUGACUUGAUGGAACGAUAUAUUGGAUUUGAGAAAGAAUGAUAAAGUAACAUUCACAUGUCUUAGAUUGAGCUUGCAAUGUGAUCACAAUAUUUUAUGUUUAUACCGGUAUGUUCAUUAAGAUUAUUCACAACAAAAAAUUGUAUCUUUAACAAGAUUCUACUGUAUUAAUUAUAGCCACAAAAGUAAUGAAAAGUUAGAGGUACUAACUGUGUUUCUAACCCUCGCAUGAGUUGUUUUAUUAUCUACACUGUAAGGCUAUAGAAGUGUAUACCAUGGUUCAGCAGCUGUUGUCUGUCACCUGUCACAUCUGUCAUUCUUGUGGAAAGUAAAGGGUUAAUAUAAAACAUAACUAAAACUUAAAUAUUGGGAUCUGAAUUCAGUGCAUCCAGGGUCUGCAAAAGGCAUGAAAUUAACCAGAGUCAUUUUGGUCAUUUUUAAUCAUUUUUGCUCUGAAUAUCUUUUUUAGUAUACAGAAAAUCUUUGAAAGCUUUCUUUAAUCAGAACUAUAACAUGGUAUUUAACAUGAAACUUACCCAAAAUUGUUUCUUUCAUUUUCAUAAUAAAGUGUGUUUACUUGGUUCUCUCCCCUUGCCGAGACAUACCAGAGUCUGUAAAAAUGGUAGUUUCUACUCCUGCGUAACGCUCAGCAAUUUAGGAGUGGG